Messenger RNA from Neodiprion fabricii, 5061 nucleotides. It is a transcript of the gene ninaC, whose product is annotated as neither inactivation nor afterpotential protein C. The coding region runs from base 137 to 4909 and encodes 1590 amino acids. Gene Ontology annotation, molecular function: protein tyrosine kinase activity; cytoskeletal motor activity; ATP binding. Gene Ontology annotation, cellular component: myosin complex. The transcript is spliced from 24 exons. Gene Ontology annotation, biological process: protein phosphorylation. Lineage: Eukaryota; Metazoa; Arthropoda; Insecta; Hymenoptera; Diprionidae. The record is from RefSeq and is a predicted model, not a curated record.
GGGCGUCGGGGCGGCCGCAUUGCGAGGGUGGACGCCGCGGACGCCGCGGGGCCUGCAACCUGCCAGUCUGCCAGACGUCUUAAUUAGAGAUACAUUUUUGCCUGAUCAUAGUUCUACAAAAAUCGGUAAGAACAUUAUGGAGGACUAUGAGAGGGGCGGAGGGUGGGGAGGAGGCCGCGAGGAUCACAGGGACGCAGGAGGACGAGGCGGAGGGACUCUUCAACGACUGGAUAGUAUCCAGGAUCCGGGGAAGCGAUACACCCUGAAGGACCGGAUCGGGUCCGGAGUCUGCGGUGACGUCUUUGAAGCGACGGAUUUACAGGCAGGAAACAAAAAGGUCGCUAUCAAAGUCCAGAAGCUGACCCAGGACACGCAGGCUCUGAUAGUCGAGGAGUACAGAGUGCUUCGCGACUUCGCCGGACACCCAAACCUACCCGAAUUUUAUGGAAUAUACCGGAGGAGGUCUGGUAAGAAAACGGAACCCGAUCAAGUGUGGUUCGUGAUGGAGUUCUGCGAGGGUGGAUCCGUGAUGGACUUGGUCAGAGGGUUGGCAGCCUCGGACAAAAAACUUAAGGAGGAACACAUCGGUUAUAUCUUGAAGGAAGUCGUUAAGGCAUUGCUGCAUCUUCACGAGAACAAUGUGGUGCAUCGAGACGUCCGCGGAAAUAACAUACUCCUCACAAAAAAUGGGGAGGUCAAAUUGGUGGACUUUGGAUUGUCUCGCAUGAUAAAAGGAGAGUUGGGUAAGAGGAAGACCUGUAUAGGAUCACCCUGCUGGAUGGCACCGGAAGUGGUCACCAGCAAAGACACACCGGAAACGGGGUACGGAAGCAGAGUAGACGUCUGGGCUAUAGGAAUAACCGCCAUUGAAUUAGCCGAUGGCAAACCACCGUUUCAAGACAUGCAUCCUAGUAGAGCACUCUUCCAAAUCAUAAGAAACCCACCGCCCAAUCUCUACAGACCGGCUAACUGGACACAGAAUUUCAACGAUUUCAUCGCAGAGUGCCUGGAGAAGAAUCCAGACAAUAGACCAUUCAUGGCAGAGAUAAUGGAGCACCCCUUCUUAUCAGAACUGCCGGAGAAUGACUAUCCGCUCGCCCAGGACUUGAAAGCCUUGGCCAUGGACUUCAGUGGAAAGGGACGACUUGACAGAAGACCGGAAGUUAUCGUUCGCACAGGACACCUUAAGACUCAUCAGACGGGACCUCUUGAGAAAAUGUUGGUUGAAGAUUUGGCAGCUCUGGAACACCUUUCGGAGGAUGCAAUCCUUGACGAGUUACAGGAGAGACUGAAGCUAGGAUACUUCCAGUCCUUUGUUGGCGAUGUCUUGCUAAUUUUGAAUCCAAAUGAGGAACAGGAUAUCUACGGAGCUCACUUCCACACAAAGUAUCAGUGCAAAUCUAGAUCGGACAAUGCGCCUCAUAUAUACGCGGUAGGAGAUAGCGCUUACCAAGACGUCCUGCACAACGAAGAGGGUCAGCACAUAAUAUUCGCAGGAGAAAGUUACUCAGGAAAGACGCGAAACAUGAUGCAUGUAGUGAGACAUUUGAUGUACUUGGGAAAGGGUAUGCAAGACGCGGGAGUCAGGGUCUUCAAGGCUAUCGAAGUAAUCCACGCCAUGAGCAACGCCGCGACACCAUUGAACCCGAAUUCAACUAGGUGCGUUCUCCAAAUCCAAACGACCUUCGGUACCACCGGAAAGGCAUCGGGUGCCAUUUUUAUGUUGUACCAAUUGGAGAAAUGGCGCAUAUCAACGCGCGAUAGAAAUCAAUCGAACUUCCACAUUUUUUACUACUUCUACGACGGUCUCGACACUGCGGGUCAAUUGCGCCAGUAUUCAUUGACCCCUGGACGGAGAUACAGAUAUUUGAGAAUCAGUGACAAGACUAGCGGCAACAAAAAGAGAUCGUUCAAAGUGAGAAACGACCCCCAUGGAAAUUCCAGAAAGUUUCAAGACUUUAAGGAGGCCUUGAAAAGUUUGGAAAUGGAAGCGGAAUCAGAAACGAUUUGGAAAACUCUGGCGGCGAUUUUAAUCCUCGGUGAGGUAAAAUUUGCCGAAGGGAACAACUCCGACGCUGAAAUCGAGAACAGUGACGUAGCAAGCAAAGCUGCUGAGUUGCUGGGGGUGGAUGUGAAAAAAUUCUCCUGGUCACUGACUAACUAUUGCCUGAUCAAAAAGGGGUCAGCAGUAAGAAGAAGACAUACUGUCGAGGAAGCCAAAGAAGCCAGGGAUGUGCUUGCGAAUACGAUCUAUCAAAGACUAGUUGACUGGACCGUCAAUAACAUUAACUACAAGCUCUCCGUAACCCGAACUUUGUUUGGCGACAAGUACUGUAUCAAUGUCCUAGACCUGUUUGGAUUUGAAUGCUUUGCGGUAAACAGAAUCGAGCAACUUUUCGCGAACACAAUGAACGAGCAGCUGCAGUGUCAUUAUAACCAGAGAGUAUUCGUGUGGGAAAUGCAAGAACAACAAGAAGAAGAAAUCCCCGUACAGCAGCUUCAUUUCUACGACAACCGCGAGGCCGUUGAACAGUUAAUGGGAAAGACUAGCGGACUAUUUCGCAUAAUAGAGGACGCUUCGCGACAGCUUCAGGACGCUCGGUAUAUUUGUGAGACCCUGAAAACGUCUGCGCAAGGAGUACACGUAAAGGGUCUCAGCAACCACGAGUUCAGCAUCGCCCACUACACGGGUAAACUCGUCUACGACGCCAGCGAGAUAUCGGAAAAGAACCGGGACUUUGUACCCCCCGAGAUGAUCGAAACUAUGAGGCUCUCGAGUGUGGAAGCGGUCGUUCAGAUGUUCACCAACCAGUUGACACGUUCCGGUAACCUGACAAUGAUUGUCCAGCAGCCUAAGCCACCGGAAAAAACUACGAAGGGAAAAUGGAGUGCAAUUUUACUGCAGGAAAACACCAAAACAAGGAAAUUCAACACUGCAUCGAGAGGGCAGUUUUCUCAGACCCGGAAGAUGCGCACUUGCUCUGCCACCUUCCGGUCUGCCAGUCUUGAGAUAUUGAAAACCUUGUCCGUCGGCGGAGGAAGCGGAGGUACGCAUUUCGUAAGGUGUCUCCGCUCGGACCUCGAAGGAGUACCCCGGGGAUUUUACAGGGAAGUUGUCAGACAACAGAUACGGGCUCUAGCUGUCCUUGACACCGCGAAAGCGAGACAACGCGGUUACCCGCACAGAAUACCCUUCCAAGAGUUCCUCAGGAGGUACAAGUUCCUUGCCUUUGACUUCGACGAGAACGUUGAAUUGACAAAGGACAAUUGUAGACUGCUUUUGGUGCGACUGAAGAUGGAGGGUUGGGUCAUCGGGAAGACGAAAGUUUUCCUCAAAUACUACAACGAGGAGUAUUUGUCGAGAUUAUACGAGACCCAGGUGAAAAAGAUCAUUAAGGUGCAGUGCAUGAUGAGAGCUUUCCUCGCGCGUAAGAGCAUGGCUUCGAAAAUUGUCAAUAUUAAGAAAACUGUUGUGAAGCAAGCCUCGAUAACAGCGAAGGAGAACAAGGAGAUGUCGCAGGAGGAUGCAGCUGUGAUGAUACAAAAAGCGUACAGGGGUCACUCGGUGAGGAAGCACCCCCUUCCGAAGGGGAACCUGAAGUCAGAUCAGUGGGAUCAGGAGACGAAGAACUUCGUGAUGUUCUACAGCAGCAAGUGGAGGUCGAAGAGCAUGUUCCAAGUCCUCCUACACUACCGUGCAGCCCGGUAUCAAGACCUCGUGCAUUUUUCACAGCAAGUCCACCUGUUCAAUCAAUCGAUGAUAGCCAAACUUCAGACAACGAGUGAGCGCGUACCCCUAGAAAGGAUUAACCCCGGAGUCAAAGCAUCGCUGUACCUUGGCGAGCGGCGUCUUACCGUGAACAAGCUGCCCUUCGACAUGAACCAAGAGCUUCCCUACUUCGACAGCAGCUACAUGAGCGAUCCAACGACAUCGUCCCGGAUAAACAAGCCUCGAGGAUCCAUGUCGACGCUCGCAUCUGAGGACGAACACGAGCCGUGGGACGCUCCUUUACGACGACAAACUGUACCCUGGGGGACUAACACCGUCCAUACUAGAGACGUCGAAGUUCAAACGACCAACUCACCGCACCGAGUGGUUCCCGCGCCAAUGACCGGGGGUCAAAGUUUGAUCAACACUCCGUUUUCCAGAGAUCCGAAUAUCCCCGUGAAGUGUCCUCCGGCCGAGGUUCAACCAGCAAAACCAACUCGAGGCUAUCCAGGGCCCAGCAGCGCUCCUAACCCUACAAGGGCUAGAGUAAAUAAUGCAGAUUUAAAUCAAGGGUACAGCGGUGGAAAUGACGGCACAGGGUCAAUCCGUUCUAGAAAAAAGGUACCUCCUCCCCCAAUACCCCAAAAUCAGAAACCUUUGAAUAAUAAUUACGGUUCGGAGAUGAGAUCAGGAAAUUUGGAUAGUGGCUACAACAACGAAUGGGAGUUCGAAGACAGAAUGAACAGAAAUACAGUUAGCACUAAUCGAGUAAACCCAAUCCACGAAAUGCAAAUGAUGGCGCGAAAAAAUAAUAAUAACUACACAGACGACGAACCACCGUUCAAUUUUCAGGGGAUGUUAAGAAAGACGCAACACCAUAGAGCAUCGAUGAAACGUUCUCAAAUAUACAACAGUCAUACACCAUCGCCGCCUCCGUACAUGGGGCAUAAUUCCUCGACUCGCGACGACUCGUACGGUAACGGUAACGUCGUCUACAGGAGUAGCGGGAUGAGCUUUAGUCACAAUAGACGCGAAUCUCCGGAAUGGAGUCCGAACGAGAUGGUUCGGAUGUCCGAAAAGUACGGGCGAGAGGACGGCUGGGACAGAGAUGAAAGAGAGAAUGUUCUGGACGCCAGCGAGAGUAUUACAACGGAAAUAGCGCCUGGUAUCAUAGUCGAAGGCUACGUGGCCGAUUUAUAAACAAUUUUUAUUUUCUAUCAAUUUUUUAUCUUACGUUCGAUCCACCUUUUGUCAUCGUUUCGCGACCGUGAACAACGCAACAACGGAACUUUCGUAAAUCCAUGUGUAUGUCAUCGUAAACUUUAUCGAUAAACAAAAGAAAAUAGACAUAU